Molecule: messenger RNA, 1143 nt
Organism: Cynocephalus volans (Philippine flying lemur)
Lineage: Eukaryota; Metazoa; Chordata; Mammalia; Dermoptera; Cynocephalidae
Product: all-trans-retinol dehydrogenase [NAD(+)] ADH4
Exons: 9
Coding region: 1-1143 (380 amino acids)
Biological process (GO): formaldehyde catabolic process
Cellular component (GO): cytosol
Molecular function (GO): S-(hydroxymethyl)glutathione dehydrogenase [NAD(P)+] activity; zinc ion binding
Source: RefSeq, a predicted model, not a curated record
AUGGGCACCAAGGGCAAGAUUAUUAAAUGCAAAGCAGCUGUUGCCUGGGAAGUAGGCAAGCCCCUUUGCAUUGAAGAGGUAGAGGUAGCUCCCCCCAAGGCUCACGAAGUUCGCAUUCAGAUCAUUGCCACUGCCCUGUGCCACACUGAUGCCCACAUUAUCAAUCCUAAAUUUAAGGAGGCUUUUUUCCCAGUGAUCCCUGGCCAUGAGGGUGCAGGAAUUGUGGAAAGUAUUGGGCCAGGAGUGACCAAUGUCAAACCAGGUGACAAAGUAAUUCCACUCUACACACCUCAAUGUAGAAAAUGCAAGUUCUGCCUGAGUCCACUUACAAAUAUUUGUGAAAAACUCAGUCAAGUUAAACAUCCUAUUGCUGAUCAAGAACUAAUGGAAGACCAAACCAGCAGAUUUACCUGCAAAGGAAAACCAAUUUACCAUUUCUUGGGAACCAGUACAUUCUCUCAGUACACUGUGGUGUCAGAUAUUAAUCUUGCCAAAAUAGAUGAUGAUGCAAAUUUAGAGAGAGUUUGUUUGAUUGGAUGUGGGUUUUCAACUGGCUAUGGCGCUGCAAUCAACACUGCCAAGGUCACCCCUGGUUCUACUUGUGCUAUUUUUGGACUAGGAGGUGUAGGUCUUUCUGCUGUGAUGGGUUGUAAGAUAGCAGGAGCUUCCAGAAUCAUAGCUAUUGACAUCAACAGUGAGAAAUUUACAAAGGCCAAAGCCCUGGGAGCCACUGACUGCCUCAAUCCUAGAGACUUAGAUAAACCCAUCCAGGAGGUCAUCAUUGAAUUGACCAGUGGAGGUGUGGAUUUUGCCCUUGACUGUGCAGGCGGACCUGAAGCCAUGAAAGCAACCCUGGACUGCACAACAGUAGGUUGGGGAUCAUGUACUUUCAUUGGAGUGGCCCCUGGUGACAACGGAUUGGAUAUUUUUCCAGAGACGCUAAUAAUGGGCCGUACUAUAAAUGGAUCAUACUUUGGUGGUUGGAAAAGUAUAGAUUCUGUCCCGAAGCUGGUUACUGACUACAAAAAUAAGAAAUUCGAUCUGGAUGCAUUGGUGACCCAUACCCUGCCUUUUGACAAAAUCAAUGAGGCAUUUGACCUAAUGAUCCAAGGAAAAAGCAUCCGAACAAUCCUGAUCUUUUGA